Phoenix dactylifera (date palm) is the source of this 6090-nucleotide messenger RNA. Lineage: Eukaryota; Viridiplantae; Streptophyta; Magnoliopsida; Arecales; Arecaceae. The record is from RefSeq and is a predicted model, not a curated record.
AUAUAGAAUGAUUAUAAAUGGAGUGAAGACUGUCAAUGUUUUAAAGUGCCAUGCUAACCUUGACGUCGCCACCGUUCGGGCGGAUGACCUGGCCGUUAACCCACUCGGCGGCGUCCGUAGCGAGGAAGCCAACGAUCCGUGCGAUGUCCUUGGUCUCCCCCAGCCGCCCCAGCGGGCACUCCUCCAUCACCUUCCUCACCGCCUCCUCGCUCUUCCCGGCGAAGAAGAGCUCCGUCGCCACCGGCCCUGGCGCCACGCAAUUGGCCGAGAUCCCCGUUCCCUUCAGCUCCUUCGCCAAGAUCCUCAUCAUCGCCUCCACCGCCGUCUUUGACGCAUGGCAGGCUGGCAUUUAUGGAUCUCCAGAGGACCCACCGCCUUCGCCUCUCUAUAAAUAUGCCCCCCCGUACAUCUGUUAUUUCUCUCCCUUCUGACAGCGCGAAAGGGAGCAUCGGUCGAGACUGGGAGAGGGAGGAAGGGGGAGCGAUGGGAGAUGAAGGAAGGAAGGAAGAUGGCCCUAACGGAGCAGUGGACGAGAGGUAUAGCCGCCCUUAAGUCAAGAUCGCAGUGCUCUACAACUGGUUCGCCGACUAGAACAACUACCUUUUCUCGGUCUCUCCUCCUCCCUCUCCCUCCCUCCCUCCAUUCUUUCUUUUCCUUCUUUUUCUAUGCGUUUCUUGGUCCUCCUAGGGUUUUGAUUCUUGGUCCUCCUAGGGUUUUGAGUCUUGGUCCUCCUAGGGUUUUGGUUCUUGUUUCACUUGUUGUAUUGAUUUCGUACGGUGGAAAUUAUAGGUUUGUUGCUCAGGCUAGGGUUUUCUUGGACUCUUGGAGGGUUCUAGCUUCUAGGGUCCUGAUUCUUUAUUCUUUUCUUUUAUUUCUUGAUUUAUCAUCUUGAUUCAACGGGUUUUUCUAUGAAGAAAACAAUCAGAAAGGGAAGUGAUGCAGGAUUGGUGGCUUCCCUUCUGGUUUUUUCUAUUGGUUAUAGACAUACGUAGUUGUGGUAGUAACAAAAUGAGGAAUCUAGUUAUGUACAUGAAAGAAUCAAGAAUUCAAAUGGUUAUCACUCUCCUAUUUCCUCUUUAUAACCAAUAGAGGGAACAGCAGAAUUUGACUCUGUUGCCUUUCCUUUUUCAGUUUCUUCUUUUCAAUGAAAAUUUUUAUUGAUUGGUCUUGAUACUAUGAUAAUCACUUCUACCAGCUGUUAUCUGAACGCAAACAAUUUUAGAUAUACUAGUGUUAGAUGCUUCCGGGAAAUAUGCCUUUUUUUGCUUCUUAGACUAUCUAAUGAGGACUGUCGUUUUUGGCUGGUUAUGUAGCUAUUUCAGGUUUGUAUUCUUAGAGUGAUUCUUGGCUCGAUGGUAAGGUUGCUCGAUUAUAAUUUGGAGGUCAUGGGUUUGAAACAUGAAAGCAACAUCUCUGCACUCAAGUGUAAGGCUGUGCGCACCUGACCCCCGAACCCAUAAUGGACGGGCAUGCAUUGGACCACUUUUUUUAGGUUUGCCUUCUUCUCAUAUGAAUUAUUUUGGAUCAAUGGUUGCUUUAUUUCAUUUGGCUUUGUGUAAUUAUAUGUGCAGCUUGGCUAGAAUUUCCUUGAUACUCAGAUGUAUAAGGGUAACAAAGUAAUAUGUUGACUAUGUUUGGUAGAACUAGAGGGAAGAAAUGUGAUUUCACAACAAUUGCUCUAAUGGGUUGUUGAAUUGCUUUAACUUGUGUUCUCUUCAUUCAAACAAUUUUUUCAUUAGUAAUUUAUUGCUGAUUAUUUUGCUUUUGCAUAACUAAACUUGAGUAGAGCUACCUUCACUUGAUCCUUGGAUAAAUAUUUUUGUGUAAAGAUGGCUGGUGGAGCUAGGAGGAGCAAGCACUUGAGUUACUGGACACGCACCAGAUGAAGCCCAAGCCUUGGAAAGGGUGAUGUGAAGGAGGCAGUAUGUUCUUUGAAGUUUACAGUAGACGCAUGUGGGAGGAGGUCAGUGUGGUAAUGUCCUUGGGUUUGCCUUCUUAUUGAUCUGGGACACCAGGGGCUGCAUUAUACGGGUGUAAUAAUUGUAUCGACCUAACACGGGUUUGGGAAAGGCUGGAUAGGGCUUUUGUGUCAGAUCAAUGGUUGGAUCUAUUUCCUGAAGUCCAGGUAUGCCACCUAACUAGAUUUGCUUUUGAUCAUUGUCCCAUACUUCUUUUUGCAAACAAUGAAGGAUCUAGGGGGUCUAUUUCCUUUUAGUUUGAAAAGUUUUGGUGGUCUUGUGAGUGCAUCCAGGAGGUUAUUCGUCAAGCUUGUCAUUGUCAUGGUAAUUAUUUUCCAGGUGUUAGGAUUACAAGGCUCCUUCAGAACACCAAGCAGACUAUCAAGUAGUGGAAUACCAUUUGGCAAUCUCUUUAGGCAGGAGCAGCAAUUAAAUGAGUUGAUCCACUAGUUACCAGUUCAAGAAGCUCAACAAGGGGGCCUUACUAAUCAACAACUAAAGCAUCUCAUAACCCUUUUGCGAGCAUAUCAUUGAAAUCUUCACAUGCAGGAGAUGUUUUGGAGGCAAAAAUCCAGGGUUACCUGGUUGAAGGAUGGGGAUGUCAAUACUAAGUUUUUUUCACCGAAUUACAGUUCUCCAUAGGAGUUGAAAUAUAAUCACUAUGUUGAUGUCUGCCUAGGGGAACAGAAUUAAAGACCAAGCACUAACUAGGCAUAUGCUAGUAGAUCAUUUUCAGCAAAGGUGGGCUAAUCAAUCAGUAGUGCAGGAUAUUGGUCUACCUGUAGUGAUGCUAGAGAUCACUGGUGUGCAGAAUGCUACACUAUUUGAGCUAGUCACAGAGGAGGAGAUAGUGGAUGCUAUCAGGGGUAUGCACCCGGACAAAUUGCCAUGACCGGAUGGCUUUCCGAGCUUCUUCUUUCAUGAAUAUUGGCAUAUUAUUAAAAAAGAGGUCAUUCAAGCAAUUCAGUACUUUUGGUUUGGUACGAUGCCCACGUCUUGGAAAAGAACUUAUAUAACUUUAGUUCCUUAGAAGCCUAACCUUGAAGGAGCCUAUCUAUAAGAUUGAGGCCAAAGUUCUAGUGGAUAGAUUAAAUCCUAUCCUUUCUAAUCUCAUUUCACUUGAACAAGGAUCCUUCAUUCAGGGCUGCAAUAUUACUGAGAACAUUUUGCUUGGCCAUGAACUGAUGCAUUCCUUGAUGCAGGCAUCCUCCUCUCAAAGCCUCAUGAUGACAUGUGUUCUAAAUCCUCAAUUUGCUAUGUUGAUCAAUUAUUCCUCUACGUUGCAGUACAAAGUCGCAUGUUAAGGACUUGUCAACUGGGUGGCGGAUCUGCAUCGUCAUAUGCUUUCUUUGCUGAUGGUUGUUUAUUGGUCACCAGAACUACUCUUAAGGAUGGUAUCUGUGUUAUGUCAAUUAUGGAUGUUUAUUGCUCCCUUUCAGGUCAAGCAGUCGAGGUUGAUAAUUCUCAAAUUAUAUUCAUCAACUUCAAAGUUCUUUGGAAUGGCUGAGAAGAGGGGGGUGUGGAAAUACUUGGGGGUUCCAUUAUAUCAGGUGGCGGUCAAAUGCAGGCCAUUGACCGAGGCAGAAUGCCGGCGGAGUCGUCAUAUUAUUCAAGUAACUGAUGACAAGAAUUUAGUCGUUUUGGACCCUGACCUGUCAAAGGACUACCUUGAACGCAUUCAAAAUCGAAGCAAAGAGAGAAGAUAUAGUUUUGAUCAUGUAUUUGCACCUGGGUGCACAAAUGCGGAUGUAUAUAGGAAUAUCUCAUCUACAAUCGCUGGGGUCAUUCAAGGUCUUAAUGCAACUGUGUUUGCAUAUGGUUCAACUGGAAGUGGGAAAACAUACACGAUGGCUGGCACCCGUAAAGACCCUGGACUAAUGGUUCUUAGCUUUCACACAAUUUUUGAUCUUAUCAAGAAGGAUGAGAGCUCAGACAACUUCGAAGUCUCUUGCUCCUAUCUUGAAGUGUACAAUGAAGUUAUCUAUGAUCUGCUUGAAAAGUCAUCUGGACAUUUAGAGCUUAGAGAAGAUCCGGAACAUGGAAUAGUGGUUGCUGGUUUGAGAAGAAUUAAGGUCCAAUCAGCAGAUAAGAUUCUUGAACUUUUGAAUGUUGGAAACAGUAGGCGCAAAACAGAAAGCACGGAAGCAAAUGCAACCUCAUCACGUUCGCAUGCUGUAUUGGAGAUCACUGUGAAGAGAAAACAGAAAACCCAAUAUAAGAGUCAAAUUCUCUGUGGAAAACUUGCAUUAGUUGAUCUUGCUGGCAGUGAAAGGGCUUCUGAAACACACAGUGGAGGGCAAAAGCUUAGAGAUGGAGCCAAUAUUAACCGUUCACUCCUUGCUUUGGCAAAUUGCAUCAAUGCCCUCGGCAAACAACAGAAAAAGGGACUUGCUUAUGUUCCUUAUCGCAACAGUAAGUUGACCCGCAUUCUAAAGGAUGGACUCAGUGGUAAUUCUCAAACAGUCAUGGUUGCUACAAUAUCACCUGCUGACGAUCAAUAUAUCCACACUGUGAAUACCCUGAAAUAUGCAGACCGAGCUAAGGAGAUCAAAACACAUGUUCAUAAAAACAUUGGGACAGUUGAUACUCAUGUUGCAGACUACCAAAGGAUGAUUGGAAAUCUUCAGGUUGAAGUUUGUCGUUUAAGAAAGGAACUAGCAGAGAAGGAGUCCCAGUUAACUACAAAACCUGCUGAAAAAGCUGCAGAUGAUGAGCUAUCAUGGUUGAAUAUUUUAAGCCGUGAAACUGGUGAAAAUGUUCAGGAGCGCAUUAAUCUACAGAAGGCUCUCUUUGAGCUUGAGGAAACUAACGUACGCAACCGCAUUGAGCUCCAACAUCUUGAUGAUGCGAUUGCUAAACAGGAGGUUGUUGAGAAGGAUGGAACGGUUGUACAAGCUUUAAGGUCUAGAAGACAAGUUAUUCUUGAUAACAUUCGUGAUAAUGAUGAGGCCGGUACUGGUUACAAGAAGGACAUUGAGAUAAAUGAAAAGCACCGGCGCCAGCUUCAGAACAUGAUUGAGGAAGCCAUAAGUAACAAUGGCAACAGAACAUAUUUGCAUAUUCUCAGUCAGUACAGACUCCUAGGGAUGGCAAAUACUGAGCUUCAAUUUGAAAUGGCCAUGCGGGAUCAAGUUAUACAUAAUCAAAGGGAAGCACUGAGGAACCUGUGGAACAUGCUUUUGGGUUUGGGGCUUGAGCAGAAACAGAUAAUGGAUUUGGCUGCUAGACAAGGGAUCGUGAUAGAAGACUGCACUACUCCCUAUGCAAAUUCUGUUGUUGCUAGGCAGUCACCAUUUUUGCCUUGCUGCAUAUUCUCACCAUUAGUUGCACACCCUGGUCCCAGCAUACAACCACAUGUUUCUACUUGUUUCUUCCAGCACCACCAUGGUUUCAGCUCUACGGCUUAUCUUAGGGGUCAGCAUGACACUCCUACAGUAUGUAGACAGGAACAUCUCAGCUCUUAUUACUUGCUGUCUCCCAACUACUCUCAAGCUGGAUUUUCUGGGAUGGAGAAUCCAUGGGCAGUUGGAAGAUCGGGUGCACGUUUUCAUACUCCUGAAAGCCUUCCUCAAGAAGCAUGCAGCUUCUACUCGGCAAUGAGAGCGCAGCAAUGUCCAUGCAGUAAGGAACAAUUCACACCAACUUCUUGUGAAGGCCAUGGCCAGCAGCCGAAGGAAUCAUGGGCUUCAAGCAGCCAGAACUCGUGGGAAGUUCCUUCCGUUGCAGUCAACAACAGCAGAAACCUGCACGAAGAAUUCAUGAGGCGCAGUGGGACAAACUGUAGUGUACGUCAGAACUCUUCUGCCGAGAUCAUAGGCACUGGUAUUCCUGAAUCUCGUCAUCUUUGUUCACCCUAUGGAACUACACCAAGGGCUUUUAAUCCGUCUGGGUCAUGAAGUGUUCCAUCCUAGAGUUUCGUUUGUGGUUGCAAGUAACUGUCUUCCACCCUUCUGUACCAGUGCUUGUGGUCAAAGUAGAGCUUCUUUGAUGUGCCUGAAAAAAAAAGAGAAAAAUGUAAAGCUAAUUUAGCCCCUUACCGAUUUUAAAUUUUUUUUGGGAAUUACAAUCUAAUGAACACCUAGCAUCCUCAGGUAGCGAUUAGAUAAUAGUUAGAUAAUAUUAUUCUGUAGCA